Molecule: messenger RNA, 303 nt
Organism: Peronospora belbahrii
Lineage: Eukaryota; Oomycota; Peronosporomycetes; Peronosporales; Peronosporaceae
Source: the annotation of a GenBank genome assembly
AUGGUCUACACCAUUAUCGUCAACCUAUAUGCCAAGGACGGCAAGGACGUCGAGGAAAAGCUGCGCGCUAAGUUAGCCGAGGCUUCGAAGACCUACUCCAAGGACGCCAGCGUCCUUGGCUGGCACGUCCUACAGAAUACCAGUGACCCGCGCAAGUGGACUCUUGUCGAGCGUUACGACCAGGAAAGCAGUGUGGCACAACACCGCGAGCACCCGGACUACAAGACGUUUGCGGGUGCCUUGUUGGCGCUGCUAGAGAAUGGCCAGGAGAGCCUGGACGUACACCAGUUCAAGGAGGUAUAG